GUAAACUUUCAUACAAAUUGAGUGAUACGUCUGCUUGCUUUUGAAACGCCGCGUUGACACAGAGACGAAAAUUUGACACCAGUGGCUUUUUGUCCGUUGUUAGGAUCAUAACAGCUGGAGACACAUAGGCCCUACAAUGGGUUAGCUUUCAUUCCAUUCAUUAAGAAGUUCUGGUCUGUAUAAUGUCAAGUGACAGCAUAGUACUGGGAACUUUUAUGCAGUGGCCGGAUGCUAUCUACAACCAUACCAGGAUGUACCUUGAUGUGGCCUGGACGUACAUAGAAUCCUUAGACAUAGACUACAUCAAGUGGGUAUUAUGGGUACUCUAUCCCAUCAUACUCUCCUUCCUCUUGCCACUUUUGCUACUAGCGUUUAUCUAUGGCUCAGCCUCGUUCCUUCUACUUUACCGACGACGGCACCGCCUACGAGAUGCGUAUGCCAGGGAUUUCUGGGAUGGAGCUCGCAACACACUGGCUGCUGUCUGGGAAGGGCAGGGACGAAUUUGGCAUGGUUUUGACAUUGUUGGACUGGAUAAAAUUCCUGACGAUGGUCCUGCUCUAAUAAUUUAUUAUCAUGGUGUAAUUCCAAUUGACUUUUACUAUGUGAUCGCCAAAACUAUACUAGAGAAAGGUCGUCAGAUCCGGGCUGUUGGAGACAGGUUUCUCUUUAAAGUUCCAGGCUGGCGUCUCAUGAUGGAGGUGUUCUGCGUCACCCCGGGUACGGUGCAGAGCUGCGUUGAGGUCCUUAAUAAAGGUCAUUUAUUGGCCAUUGCACCAGGUGGAGUUAGGGAAGCUCUGUUUGGCGAUGAAUAUUACAGCCUUAUGUGGGGAAAAAGGGUUGGAUUUGCAAAAAUUGCUAUGCAAGCUGGUGUACCUGUGAUACCGAUGUUUACUAAAAACUGCAGGGAAGUUUUCCGUACACCUUCAUGGGGAAGAUACUGGUUAAGAAAACUGUAUGAGAAAACCAGACUUCCCAUUGUUCCUAUCUAUGGCGGUUUCCCAGUCAAGAUGAGGACUUACUUUGGAGAUCCAGUCUACCCUGAUGAAAAUUCAAGUCCAGAGGAAUUUGCAAAUAAGGUACAUGAGGCUGUGAAUGAUCUAAUAACAAAGCACCAGCGUGUGCCUGGCAACAUCCUCCAUGGUUUGUGGGAAAGAGUUGUCUCCCCUAAAGAGAAGACCAGCUGACAUGGCUGCAUCCAGAUUCCUUUCAUUUCUUUCUGUCUGUCCACACAUGUGAUAGCAAGGCUAGUUCAAACCCUGAAACCAGAUUUAACACAUACUUUUAAUUUAUAUUACCCGGUGUUCAGAGUAAGCGCAUCUUAUUGUCUAUACAUUUUUUCACAUAGUAGCACAGAUUUAUGGUUGAAUAUGUAUAUUUGAUAUUCAUAUACAAACAUUAUUUGUUUUAGACGGAAUUGUCUAAAUUUGUACAAAAAGGGACCGAUGCUUCAUAUUUAUUUAGGCAAAUGGUAUCAUUUAAAAGGUGCCGGUGAGUUUUUGGGUGUCCUUUCAGAAUAUGUGGAAGAUUAGAUACAAGGCAUAAUCUCCUAUGCCAUCUAUCAGUCUGCUCAAUAUUGAAAUACUCAUUAUUUAUACUCUUCAAAAAAUAUUAAUUAGUAACGUACUACAUGUAGCACUAGACACUUUUGUACAAGUUGUUGUUGUAAAAGUUUUCUGAAAAAAGUUGUACUCAUUUCUUAACUUUAUGUUGUCAUUUGUUGAUUCCAUGAAGAAAAUUAUGGAAUAUCUAAUCUAGU
Liolophura sinensis is the source of this 1756-nucleotide messenger RNA. RefSeq names its product DGAT1/2-independent enzyme synthesizing storage lipids-like. Lineage: Eukaryota; Metazoa; Mollusca; Polyplacophora; Chitonida; Chitonidae. Gene Ontology annotation, molecular function: acyltransferase activity. Gene Ontology annotation, cellular component: membrane. The record is from RefSeq and is a predicted model, not a curated record. The transcript has 9 exons. Bases 183 to 1184 code for a protein of 333 amino acids.